This is a messenger RNA of Nipponia nippon (crested ibis), 3179 nucleotides long. NCBI's taxonomy places the organism in Eukaryota, Metazoa, Chordata, Aves, Pelecaniformes, Threskiornithidae. The record is from RefSeq and is a predicted model, not a curated record.
CUAUCACAUGACAAAGGCUUUGAGACAGCUUCAUCUUCCUCUGUCUGUAAUUUCCAUUUGCCUUCCUGGGUCACAGUAAUGAAAGGCAGUAGUAGGAAUAAGGAUCAUUCGACAGAAGGAGAAGGAACCGGGAAGCGACCUAAAAGAAAGUGUCUUCAGUGGCAUCCCCUGCUUUCCAAGAAACUCCUUGACUUCUCUGAAGAGGAGGAAGAAGAGGAGGAAGAGGAAGAUAUUGACAAGGUGCCACUCCUUGGCGCUGAUGGUUUAGAGCAGGAUGCUGAUGAAACUGAAGAUGACGAGUCCUCAGAGCAACGAGCUCGCCGACCAAUGAAUGCAUUUCUCUUGUUCUGCAAACGCCAUCGCUCUCUCGUGCGAAAAGAACACCCUCGCCUCGAUAAUCGUGGCGCAACCAAGAUCUUGGCAGAUUGGUGGGCUGUUCUAGAUCCAAAAGAAAAGCAGAAGUACACUGACAUGGCCAAGGAGUACAAGGAUGCAUUUAUGAAGGCAAAUCCAGGGUACAAGUGGUGCCCUACAACAAACAAACCUGUGAAAACCCAGACAUCCACGGUUACAAACAGGAAAAAGCUAUGGGCCUUUGCAUCAGACUCCGCGAAAGAUUUACCAAGCCCGAGGAAAGUUACAAAAAGUGAAGAAAUGCCACAGCUUAACUUCGGGAUGGCAGAUCCUACACAAAUGGGAGGCCUGAGUAUGCUGCUUCUAGCAGGGGAACAUGCCCUGACUGCACAAGAGGUUUCCUCAAGUACUUGCCAAUCUGAUGCAACUAAUUCUACGGAAACCUGUCAGAAGUCAUCAUUAUUUCAGUUUGCAGAGAUCUCAUCAAAUACUUCCCAGUUGUCAAGUCCUGAGCCAGUAAAGCACUGUGGGAAGUCGGCACUCUUCCAGUUGGCAGAGAUUUCUUCAAGUACAUCCCAUUCAGGUCCUUCUGAUUUAACAAAACAGUGUGGAACAUCAGCAUUAUUUCAGCUGGCAGAGAUGUGCCUUGCUUCGGAAGGAGUAAAAGUGAAAGAACCUGGGAAAACAAAAGUGGAAGCUCCGGAAGAUGUGGGAAGGGAAGUUCCAGAGGAAAUGGAAGUAGAAGAACUGGAGAAAACAACAUUAAAAGACUCCUGUAAAGGAAAAGUAGAACAAUCGGAGAGAGAGAAAAUGCAAAACCGGGAUGAGACAAAAGCUGAGGAAUCAGAAACUGCAAAAUGCAGAGAUUUUACUAGUCUUGCAAUGGAGAGCAGUGCUUUUGAGAGAAACGAUAACGCAAAGGAUCACAUGUGCUGUUCUCCAGAGCUUUCAAUGGCUGACAUGAAUAUCCUCGGGCUAAAGCCAGAAAAGAUAAAGAAGAAAAAGAAAAAAAAUAAGUUGGACCGGCACACAAAUGAAAAAUCUACCCCCAAGAAACCUUGUAAAAAGAGGCAGUCCUCAGAGUCGGACAUUGAAAGUGUAAUGUAUACAAUUGAAGCCGUUGCAAAGGGGGACUGGGGUGCUGAGAGACUCGCGGAAACUCCCCGCAAAAAAAACCGCCCUGUCUCAAAUGUGAAGGGAAGCAUGUUGGAUACAAAAUCACCAAAGAAAAAAGUGAAAUCAAAAGAGAAGAAGACAUCAAAGGAGAAACCCACGGAGACCACCAAAGAAUCAAAGCCUCCCGAUUUCCUUAGUAUUGCAGCCAGCAAGGAAGUUCCCUGUGAGGCUUCUGAUAACAUUAAAGUGGAACCACUGACCCCAACAGAGGAGGUGGUACCCCAAAGCUUACCAGGACAGGUCAAAACUGAGGACAGUGACUGUGUUAAAAAGAUAGAAACCUGUGGCUCCAGGAAAUCGGAGAGAUCUUGCAAAGGUGCUCUUUAUAAAACUCUGGUGUCAGAGGGCAUGCUCACAUCUCUGCGCGCUAACGUGGACAGAGGAAAAAGAAGCUCAGGAAAAGGCAACUCCUCAGAUCAUGAAGGAUGCUGGAAUGAAGAAAACUGGGCUUUUUCCCAAAGUGGGACAAGUGGGAACAAAAAACUGAAAAAGCCUAAGCCAAAGGAAGAGUUUGUUUUUGGCUUAGCAAAGUUGGAAGAAGAAUUUGAAAAGAAAUUCAACAGCCUCCCUCAAUACAGUCCUAUUACCUUUGACAGGAAAAAUUCAGCUGUUCCAAGGAAAAAGAGAAAGGUUGGAAGCGGCUCAUCUGAACAACCAAAAUCCAACAAAGGUUCAUUCCAGUCUCAGAAAAAGAACUUAUUCCACAAAAUUGUCAGCAAAUGUAAGCACAGGAAGGAGAAGCUUAAUGUUCCGGACACAGCCAUACUCUCAGAAGACAGAAAUUCCAGUGAGUCUGCCUGGAAGAACAAAAUUUCUAUAUCUGCCCUAAACACUCCAGAGCCAGCAAUGAUGCAUGAGCCUUUAGUUGGCAGCCAGAAAAGGAAAGCAAGAAAAACUAAGAUCACACAUCUUGUCCGAACAGCAGAUGGCCGAGUGUCACCAGCAGGAGGGACAGUGGAGGAGAAGCCAAAAGAGCUGCCACAAAGUACUCUUCAAAAAACAUCAAGUGCAGAAACAGAUUGCAACAGUGAAUGCUCCAGAAAUGCAGAGACAGAAGAAAAUCAUAGUAUUACAUCAGAUAUGCCAGCGGUGUCUGCAUUUUUUAGCUUAGCUGCUCUGGCAGAAGUUGCAGCCAUGGAAAAUGUACACAGAAGUCAGAGGGCCACACCUCUCCCACAUGACGGACAGCCAAAUGAAAUGUCUCAGGCUCCAGUGCUUAUUUCCUGCGCUGACCAGUGAAGCUCCACUUUAUUGUAAAACAUUGUGCUUUACCUAAUAUCCUAGCCUUGUCUUUACCAAGGGAAGCUAGUCAGUCCAUAUGAUGGAAACUGUAGACUGCAAGCAAGUGCUUAUUGCUCUGAGUGGCCCAGAAUUCACUGGAAGCCAGACGUUAGCAACUUGGGCCAGGUCCUCAAAUCGGAACCCAGUAUGUAGGAGGGUGAUAUUAAUUGUCUAUUAAUGAACAGAAGUGGAAUGAUCCCAGAGCUUGCUUUCUAUUGAAGGCUUUUAAACAGUAAAUAGGUGGUUGGUGUGAAAAAGGCUGCCUUUACUGUUAGCUCACACAGCAUCUCUUUUACCAACCAGAGAGUACGGCAACUAGUUUCGUAUAAUACCUAGUUAUUCUAAAUGAAAAUGAAAAAAAAAAACAA